AGAGAAAACAAACUAAAAAAAAUAUCUAUAAAUCAAAAGGGAGCAGCAGAGAGAAGAGGGAGUAGCCCCAGCGUCAGUUUCAAGAACACUCUUUCUUUUUCCUUCAGCUGCCAUUUCUAGAGAGAGAAAGUUUUGUAGAGGGAGAAAGCAAUGAGAGGAGCACUCCGGUGAGGAAACCCCACACCUCCACCGCCGAUCUGCUCACUUGGUCGGAAAACCCUCCCGCGCAGGCGGAUCCGUCGGCGGCGGACUCGGCGUCGAGGAGGACGAACAAGCCCGCGAGUGGGAUCUCUCCGGUGAUGUUUGGAGGCCAGAUGAGCGAGGAGGAGGCGGAAAAAGUGAUCAAAAGCUCGAUGAAACCUUGUUCAGGUUAUAAGUUAAGGGAGAUAACUGGCAGUGGUAUCUUUGCUCCUGGCAGUGAAAAUGGUGCAUCAGAAACUGGCAGUGCUGCUGCAAAUCCUAAUAACAAGACAGGUUUACGUAUUUACCAGCAAGCAGUUAGUGGAAUAAGCCAGAUCUCAUUCAGUGCUGAUGAGAGCGUUUCACCCAAAAAACCUACCACACUGACAGAGGUGGCAAAGCAGCGAGAAUUAAGUGGGACUCUGGAAAGUGAAGCAGAGGCUAAGAUGAAAAAACAGCUAUCAGAAGCAAAGUGCAAAGAGCUUAGCGGGCAUGACAUCUUCGGUCCUCCUCCUGAGGUGCCACCCAGGCCAUUGGCGGCUCGGAAUUUGGAGUUAAAGGGACAGCUGGACUUUGGAGAACCUGCUCGAAGCGUACACACGUCUGUAAAAGUUUCCAAUCCUUCUGGUGGCCCGAGCAACAUCAACUUUGGGGAGGAACCUGAAAUGAAGACUGCGAAGAAGAUUCACAACCAGAAGUUUCAAGAGCUGACGGGCAACAACAUCUUCAAAGGUGACACUCCACCCGGGUCAGCUGAGAAGCCGCUGAGCGUUGCUAAGCUGAGGGAGAUGAGUGGCAGCAAUAUAUUUGCUGAUGGCAAGGCUUCUAAUAGAGACUACUAUGGUGGGGUCCGCAAGCCUCCUGGUGGCGAGAGCAACAUUGCCCUAGUUUGAUUGUCAUCCUUCUCUCCUAACCCUAGUUUCUCUUAGAGGUGUCUCUCUUCCACGUGGUUAUCAUCGGAUUUCUGAGGACUGAUACUUUCAUCUGGACCCUGAUUUUAAGUGUUCUUGUGUCUUUCCAACAUAUGGAUGAGUUGAUGAGAACCUGUUAUUAUGUAAUAUGUUGUUAUCUAUGUGUAUGUAGACAAGUAGACUGUAGUUUGGGAACAAAUCUGAUCCUUUGUUGUGGGUGCUA
Molecule: messenger RNA, 1314 nt
Organism: Asparagus officinalis (garden asparagus)
Lineage: Eukaryota; Viridiplantae; Streptophyta; Magnoliopsida; Asparagales; Asparagaceae
Exons: 6
Coding region: 300-1073 (257 amino acids)
Source: RefSeq, a predicted model, not a curated record